UAACAGAUUUGCAAACCCACCACAUUCCACAGUCUUCUUCUUCAUCAAUAUCUGUCACACUCUUCUCUGUUUCGCUGCUGGGAAAGUGAGGAAGUGCCCGUGAAAUGGAAGAUUCGUCGUUUUUUGAUAUGAUGAUCGGUCAUCUUCGUUCAACUUGCAAGUACUAUACUGGUUAUCCAAAGUAUCUUGGACCAUCAAGGGUUAUUCAUUUUACCUCUGAGCGUGAGUUUGUCAAACUCCUUCAUGAAGGCUUUCCUGUGGUUGUUGCAUUUACUAUCAGGGGAAGUUACACACGACAUCUUGACAAAGUAUUAGAUGAAGCUGCUGCUGAGUUUUAUCCACAUGUAAAAUUUAUGCGUGUUGAAUGUCCAAAGUAUCCUGGUUUUUGUAUUACUCGGCAGAAAAAGGAAUACCCAUUCAUUGAAAUAUUUCAAAGUCCAACACAAGCUGCUAACCAGGGAAAGGUAGCUGAUCCAAAUGUUACUAAAUACAACGUGAAGGUUUUGCCUUUCCACAACGAUGUUAGUGCAUACGGAUUUAGAGAGUUCUUCAAGCGACAUGGUUUAUGGUCACCAGAUCUAAAGUAAAGAUCCAGUGGAAAGGUUUUAUCUUAUAUGUUGAAGAGUCAACCUGAUCAUACUACAUGCUUUGUCAAUCUGUAUACCAUCAAGAUUUCACACAAUUGUAUUUACCUGUAUGGUUGAUAAAUGAUAUCCAAACCUGUAAUUUGGUUAGGUUCUCGUCAAGGACAAAUUUGCUUCUUUACUUCGUUUUGGCUUAUUUCAUUUCUCCAUGGCUGAGUUAUCCACCUUACUGGAGUAAAUCUAGAAGUUGGAUAUCUGUCUCGGCAUUCAUGUGCCAAAUACUAGAUAUUAUGUAAAUGCUUGUUUGAUGUUUAUGCUUAGUUUGGGAUGUCAAUUGUUUUUGACAGGGUA
This is a messenger RNA of Lotus japonicus, 935 nucleotides long. RefSeq lists its product as uncharacterized. NCBI's taxonomy places the organism in Eukaryota, Viridiplantae, Streptophyta, Magnoliopsida, Fabales, Fabaceae. The record is from RefSeq and is a predicted model, not a curated record. The transcript is spliced from 7 exons. The coding region runs from base 105 to 587 and encodes 160 amino acids.